This is a messenger RNA of Nannizzia gypsea CBS 118893, 390 nucleotides long. RefSeq lists its product as hypothetical. The transcript is spliced from 2 exons. Gene Ontology annotation, cellular component: mitochondrial large ribosomal subunit. Gene Ontology annotation, molecular function: structural constituent of ribosome. Lineage: Eukaryota; Fungi; Ascomycota; Eurotiomycetes; Onygenales; Arthrodermataceae. The coding region runs from base 1 to 390 and encodes 129 amino acids. The record is from RefSeq and is a predicted model, not a curated record. Gene Ontology annotation, biological process: translation.
AUGGCCGCACUCAGACUCGCCGGUCCCUCCGUGGGAUUCCUCUCUUUGACCGCCGUUACUCGAACACUCGGCAUAUACUCGACCGCCAGCACGUCGAUAUCGGCUUCCCUUGCCUCGAAAUACCAUGCAUCCCGAUAUGCAGUCGCUGCUGUGCUGCCGUCUCUGCUGUCAGAUAUCUGGGAGUCGAUCCUCCGCGCUGUGCCCAAGAAGAAGACCUCGCACAUGAAGAAACGACACAGACAAAUGGCUGGAAAGGCCUUGAAGGAUAACACCAGCCUCAACACAUGCCCGGCUUGUGGGAACACCAAGCGAGCUCACUUGCUCUGUCCUCACUGCGUUGCCCAGGUUAAGAGACAUUGGAACUCUCAAAGUGCUACUCGCAACGUAUAA